UCUUAAUCGUAUAAUGAGCUAUGCAAAUACACGUAUUCCUCGAUCAAAAAGCGGAGCUGAUUUACUAUAUGAUCGAAUGAGACAUGAACAAUACCAACAAGACGAAAAAGCAGCCAUUGACUUUUUGAACAAGACCUUAGAUGUUUCAUUCUCUUCUAACUGUUCUCUACAGAAAGAGUUGCGAGAUGGAGUUUUACUAUGCAAUCUUGUGAAUAAAUUACGGCCAGGAACAAUAAAACAAGUGGGUCAAAAGGACCUUUCUUUUAUCAAGAUGGAUAACAUUACUCGAUUUCUACAAGGAGCUCGUCAGCUCGGGCUAAAUAAUGCACAACUAUUCGAGACAAUCGACUUAUUUGAAGCAAAAGAUAUGCCAGCUGUAGUCCAUACCAUUCUAGCAAUAUCACGUUUAAUAGAUCAAGUUGAUAAGGAAGCGCCAAAGCAAGAUACACAAAAUGAAAGCAAUUUUGAAACAGAUUUUGAUAAAAGGCAUAAAGAUGUGCGAAAAAUUUUCAAUACAAACAAGUUGCUUCGAAUCAAUCGAGAAGUUCUUGUUCAUGCAAACCUUCCUCCACCAUUUCCAAGACCACCCAAAUCACCUCUUCGGCCACCUUCUCUAAGGCAUGAAGAUAUACAGCCUAUACCUCGCUCACAAUCUUCUGUUUUACAGCUCAAUAAAUCAGAAAGUAAUCCUAAAAAGAGACAGCAUCGACGUUUAUCCACACCCGCUGAUGGAGACACAAGAAGACAUAACCAUACAUUUCCUAACCGUAGUCACAAUGUAGACAUAAAAGAAGAAGUAAAGGGAGGCAGUUUAGGUCAUAAGCUUGAUCGUCAAUACAGAGAAACGGCCGAAGAAAUCGUUUCUAAAAAGCCAGAGAACCAAAACGAAGAAAAACUCUCGUUCACUAACAAGGAUGGUCAUACAACGCAUUAUCAAGUAGGUAACUGUGUGGGCAAAGGACAGUUUGGCUCUGUCUAUCGUGCUCUUGAUCUAUCUACUGGAGAAAUCGUUGCUAUAAAACGUCUCUAUUUACAAGAUGGAGAGUUGGAUACAGAUAUAAUGAAGGAGGUCGCAUUACUCAAAACACUUUCACACACCAACAUCAUACGCUAUUUAGGUCUUGUGCAAAACCAACACAGUAUCAAUAUUGUGCUUGAGUAUGCAGAAAAUGGAUCCUUGAUGUCUACCUUAAAAGCUUUUGGCGCAUUUCCUGAAAAAUUAGUAGCAUCUUUCUGUAUCAAGAUCUUGAAUGGGCUGGAGUAUUUGCAUCAAAACCAAGUUGUCCAUUGCGAUUUAAAAGCAGCUAAUAUCCUGACGACAAAGACAGGCGACGUCAAAUUGACUGAUUUUGGUGUUUCGCUUAACUUAAAAAUCAAGGGGAUAGAUAUAGGUGCAGUCUCAGGAACGCCUAAUUGGAUGGCACCUGAAGUCAUUGAGCUGAAAGGUGCAUCAACAAAAUCAGAUAUCUGGUCUUUAGGCUGUACUUUAAUUGAACUAGUGACAGGAAAGCCACCUUAUGCAGACAUGAUUGCUAUGUCAGCUAUGUUUCGAAUUGUGGAAGAUAUCUGUCCGCCAUUACCAGAUAUGGUAUCAGACGAUAUGAAAAGCUUUUUAAAAGCUUGCUUUCAAAAAGAUCCCGAACAAAGACCGUCAGCAAGCCAAUUGAAGCAGCACUCAUGGAUCACACUUAACAAGCAACGCAUAAAAAAGACAGAAACAUACUCACAUGAUCUAUCGAGUUAUCUACAAAAUCACCCUGAAAUUGAAGACUAUCAAGAAGAAGCAGUGAAAAGUAAUCUCACGCUAAGAAAUAGUGGCUAUUUUACAAAUGAAAGCCAAUUGACAUUAUACCCUGAUGAUGAAGAGCAAACCAAAGAGGUUUUAGGUCUAAGAAACCAAGAAGACUAUACUACUCAUCGGUUUAUCCACACAUCUUUCGGAAAAGUUGAAUGUAAAGUGUGUGGCCACACAAUGACCACAAGAUCGAUUUUCUGUGAAGUAUGCGCAUUGAUUUGUCAUGAAGAGUGUAAGAAAUCAGCAUUUUCUUGUCCACCCAAAGUCAAUGAACAACAACCUUCUUAUGAUUGGGUGUUCUCAGCCAAAAUCUACAAUAACAAAAGUCGCAAGCUAGUAGCAAACGAGAACAGCAAGAAUAGAAUACGCCCUUUUUCGCCUAUUGCCCAACUAAGGCCAGAACAAGCUGAAAGUAUUCGCCAGUGCGCCAUUGCACUUGGACUUACACGGCAGGAAGAAGAGGCUCUCAAUGGUAAUCAAGCCUUGUUGUCGCAUACAUUGUCUUUACAACAGCAACAUAAAAUUGGUUUGGGCACCCUAAGACAAAAGGCACAACAGCAAAAACAAGACAGCCUGCAUAAAGAAAACAAGAAGAAACGACAGCAAACUAAUCGUAGACAAUCUUCUACCAAUGAAGAAUGUAUUAUCUCUUAAUCUAUAAUUGUAUAAAAAAAACUUAUUUAAAUUCAAUGAAAAUAAAAAAGAUCGUUUUUUUAUUUUGUAGUAAAA
Molecule: messenger RNA, 2524 nt
Organism: Gilbertella persicaria
Lineage: Eukaryota; Fungi; Mucoromycota; Mucoromycetes; Mucorales; Choanephoraceae
Product: kinase-like domain-containing protein
Exons: 9
Coding region: 14-2449 (811 amino acids)
Biological process (GO): protein phosphorylation
Molecular function (GO): protein kinase activity; protein binding; ATP binding
Source: RefSeq, a predicted model, not a curated record